AUGGAGAAGCAAAUGAGCUUCGUCGUAUUCUCUUGUAUCUUCUUCUUCUUCUUCUUCUUGUUUGGUGCUUAUACAGUUGCAGAAUCGCAUGACUACUACCAUGGUGGCGGCGACUCAGGAGUGAAGCUUUUCGUAUUCGGGGACUCGUAUGCGGAUACUGGGAAUUGCCCCAGACCAUUGGCAAGCUCGUGGAAACAACCUUAUGGAACUACCUUUCCCGGCAAACCAACAGGCCGCUUCUCCGAUGGACGUGUCCUCACUGAUUAUAUAGCUGCAUUUCUGGGCACCAAAUCUCCAUUACCCUAUAGAUGGAGAGAAUUUGGUGGGAAAUUGGUACAACAUGGGAUGAAUUUGGCUCAUGGAGGUACAGGUGUCUUCACCACAUUGGUCAGAGGACCAAACAUGACAACACAAAUCAAUUAUUUGCAAAACCUCCUUGAAGAAAAUGUGUACACCAAACGCGACCUAAACUCGUCGGUUGCUCUAGUGUCCCUGGCAGGCAACGACUAUGUUACUUACAUGGCGCACAAUGGCAGCCUUCAGGGUUUGCCAGCCUUCACCACCUCUGUAAUCAACCAGCUUGCCCUGAAUCUGAAACGGAUUCGUGGGUUGGGAUUGCGAAAAGUAGCUGUAACAGCCAUGGAGCCCUUAGGGUGCUUGCCUGCAUUUACUGGCUCAUUUUCGUACCAGAAUUGCAGUGCAACUGAAAAUGCAGCCACCAUGUUCCAUAACCAAAUCUUGCAGCAAGCAGUGCAGAGGUUGAACAAUGAAAGCAGGGGACAUGUGUUUGUGAUGCUUGAUUUAUACAGCGCUUUCAUGUCUGCAUUCAAGAUAAAAGAAAACCAUUCAGAAAAUUCAGAGUUUGAGAACCCAUUGAAACCAUGCUGCGUGGGUGUGAGCAGAGAAUAUGGAUGCGGAAGCGUAGAUGAGAAUGGAGUGAAGAAGUACAUGAUAUGCAAUAACCAUAACCAAUCAUUCUUUUGGGACAUAAUGCACCCUUCAGAACAAGGCUGGCUUGCUGUUUACAAAUAUCUACUGUCUUCUCUCCACAAUCAUUUAUCCAUUUAG
Molecule: messenger RNA, 1068 nt
Organism: Cornus florida
Lineage: Eukaryota; Viridiplantae; Streptophyta; Magnoliopsida; Cornales; Cornaceae
Product: GDSL esterase/lipase At5g03610-like
Exons: 5
Coding region: 1-1068 (355 amino acids)
Molecular function (GO): hydrolase activity, acting on ester bonds
Source: RefSeq, a predicted model, not a curated record